AUGCCUUCCGAAGACGAGAACAUCAAGUUCCUCUAUCUCAUCUUGACAAUCAACGGACCGCCUAACGCGUUGAUCAACUGGGACGCUGUUGGGUCCGCACUCAACCUCAAGAAAGGCGCAGUCACCAAACGCUGGUCGCGUCUCCAGAAGGCGAUCAAAGAUGGCACCAACCCAGGUCCCAGCGCUCAUGAGCUCCUCUGGUUGCUCGUGAAGCACACCAGCGGCGAAGCUGGCAAGUCAUUCGAUUGGAAGGUGAUCGCGGAGGCUUGCUAUACCACUCCUGGAGCGGCGUCGAAGCGCUUUUCCCGCCUCAAGCAGGCCCAAGCUGCUGGGACUUUAUUCACCAAGGACUCGGAGAACUCCAACGAGUCCGCAGCUACAAAGGGCGAGGCAGCAGGCAAGACGGCCGGUAUCUCAAAGCGCAAGAGGGACGACAGCGUGACUCCGACCGAUGCUGCUGAUGCCAUGCCCUCUCCGGGACAGGAUCACGUCGAGAAUGAACACAACGAGGACGACGAGGCUUCCCCGAAAAGCCCAAAGAAGCGCAAGGCGCCUGUGGCUAAGGCCAAAUCUCCCGCCAAGCCGAAGGCAAAUGGCGGUGCAGUCAAGGCUCUGAGGGCCCGCAAGACAACCAGGGUCCAGAAGGAGGUUGUCGAAGAAGAUGAUGGACAGCACCACCAGGACAAUGGACAGCGCCAGGACGUUGUCAUCAAGCAGGAGCAUCACGAGAGCCCUGCCCCCGAGCACGAGCACGAAGCAGCAGAGGGCCUGGAGCACACUUUCAUGCCGCUAUCCUACUACCAGAAUCCCGUCCCGCAAAAUGACUUGUCAGCUGGCUGGAGAGUGUCGAACCAGAGCAAUGAGUACAACGUCUACUCCACCUAUGAUCGUCUCCCUGGCUACGGCGUUCCAGCCGAUGUUGCUCGGAACAUUUUCGGGGACGUUGUCUGA
Mytilinidion resinicola is the source of this 951-nucleotide messenger RNA. RefSeq lists its product as uncharacterized. The coding region runs from base 1 to 951 and encodes 316 amino acids. Lineage: Eukaryota; Fungi; Ascomycota; Dothideomycetes; Mytilinidiales; Mytilinidiaceae. The transcript is spliced from 4 exons. The record is from RefSeq and is a predicted model, not a curated record.